GCACAGGGAGGUGCUGAAAGGUGCUGAAAUCUAUUUGCACCCCAUUCCACGUGAUUGGCACAGCUUGACAGUGAUUGACAGGAAUUCAUGGCAACUACGCAAUCAAUCUGCCAGGUCCAAUAGAAAAUCAGACAAGGACAGGGCGUCUUUUCCCCCUCCUCAAAAAUAUCGCCGCUGCUGCGCUAUAUUCUCGCUCACUCCAGCUCUCCAUAUCGCCUUCCGAGGCUGAGACAGUCGGCCAAGUGUGGCACCAUCCAUCUCUCUCAUCUCAGCAUCCUCUAACGGCUCGUCUCCUCUCUCCGCCAUUGCGUUUCUGCCUGUCUGCGUUGGAGAGGGAGAGAGACGAAGAGGCACCAUAACGCGACACAAGUGUGCGCGAGCACGCGAGACGGAGCACCUCGAGGCGGGGAAAAAGUGCAGCCUUCAUGUUUCAGUUGCCAAUGCUGAAUUUCAGCCCCCAGCAGGUAGCGGGGGUGUGUGAGACUCUGGAGGAAAGCGGCGACAUCGAGCGCCUCGGUCGGUUCCUGUGGUCGCUGCCUGUGGCGCCCGCCGCCUGCGAGGUGCUAAACCGGAACGAGUCGGUGCUGCGAGCGCGCGCCAUCGUGGCCUUCCACACCGGCAACUUCCGCGAGCUUUACCACAUCCUGGAGAACCACAAAUUCACCAAAGACUCGCAUUCCAAACUGCAAGCUCUGUGGCUCGAGUCGCACUACCGGGAGGCGGAAAAGCUCCGGGGCCGCCCGCUAGGGCCGGUAGAUAAAUACAGGGUGCGGAAGAAGUUUCCACUGCCCAAAACUAUUUGGGACGGAGAACAAAAGACGCACUGCUUCAAAGAAAGGACCAGACAUUUGCUGAGGGAAUGGUAUCUGCAGGACCCUUAUCCGAACCCGAGCAAAAAGAGGGAGCUUGCACAAGCCACAGGACUUACUCCUACUCAAGUGGGCAACUGGUUUAAAAACCGAAGACAAAGGGACAGAGCAGCAGCCGCGAAGAACAGGUUACAACAGCAGGUGUUGACUAACGGCUCGGUUACGGCGGAGGACGGCGCCGCGGACCGGCUCGGUAACGCGUCCAGCCCGGAAGCCGGUCUGUCAAGCCAAGCUGCUGCUUCCGCCAUCUCCAUCACGUCGAGUGACAGCGAAUGUGACAUCUAACGCCGCGGCGCGAGCCUCCCCGCGGGAUCACCACGCAGAAAUUAACACAUUAACGAAGGAAUUGGAGACAGACAAUCAUCAAGACAAACAAGCACAUCGGUGCCUGCCUUAACGUAUUACAGGCUAUGUUUCUGUUGUUAUUGGAUGGCUGUCAAAACAGCCAGAGAUAAACGGAAUGCUCUAUCUUUAAAAAUGUAUUUAUCUUUUUUUCUUUCUUUUUUUUUUUUCCAUAACCAAGUGUGAAAUACACGAAGAGAUUCGGGGGAAUAGAUAGAGAGAGAAAGAGAGAGAGAGAUCCUCCUGUCCGUGUUCAGAUUACAUUAAGGGAAAUCGGAUACAUCGGAGAAAUAUGAACAACGCAAAACAACCACCUUUUUGUUUGCUUUCAGAAGGACUUCAUGUUGAGUCGACAUUUUUUUCUAAGAUGUUUAAGUAUUAAAAUUCGUGGCUCUAAUAGAAACGUUGAUUUGCUUGCUUAUUUCAAGUCCGGUCGUUUUUGGUGUAAAUCGUUGGGCUUUUAGAGUGCGAUGAAUAGUGGACAUAUGUUUGAAUUAAUUAAGGACGUUAAGUUAAUAAAA
Pangasianodon hypophthalmus (striped catfish) is the source of this 1732-nucleotide messenger RNA. RefSeq names its product SIX homeobox 6b (gene six6b). Gene Ontology annotation, cellular component: nucleus; transcription regulator complex. The transcript is spliced from 2 exons. Gene Ontology annotation, biological process: regulation of transcription by RNA polymerase II; eye development. Bases 426 to 1154 code for a protein of 242 amino acids. Lineage: Eukaryota; Metazoa; Chordata; Actinopteri; Siluriformes; Pangasiidae. The record is from RefSeq and is a predicted model, not a curated record. Gene Ontology annotation, molecular function: DNA-binding transcription factor activity, RNA polymerase II-specific; RNA polymerase II cis-regulatory region sequence-specific DNA binding.